CUAGUCUAAGCUAGGCCGGGUUGCGGGUGUGCCCGCGGGGUGAGGGGAGGCGGUGCCGGGACGGCCCCGCGACCGUGGACCGAGCCAAACGGAACCGAGCCGAACGUGGGUCGUGCGGCGCAGCCGGAAGGAGCGGGGCGGGGACGGAGCGGGGCGCAGCCGCGGGGUUGCGUGUCGGCGCCGGUGGAGCGGAGCGCCCGCACCUCAGGCUCGGCGGCAGCGGACCAUAAGAUUCAGAUAUGUCCUUCAUAUUUGAUUGGAUUUACAGUGGUUUCAGUAGCGUAUUACAGUUUUUAGGACUGUACAAGAAAUCAGGAAAACUAGUGUUUCUUGGACUGGACAAUGCUGGAAAAACCACGCUGCUGCAUAUGCUCAAAGAUGACAGACUGGGGCAACACGUCCCCACGUUACACCCCACUUCAGAAGAGCUGACAAUUGCUGGCAUGACUUUCACUACCUUCGAUCUGGGUGGACAUGCUCAAGCUCGCAGAGUGUGGAAAAACUAUCUGCCUGCAAUUAAUGGCAUUGUGUUCUUGGUGGACUGUGCAGAUCAUGAAAGAUUGCUUGAAUCAAAAGAAGAACUUGAUUCACUAAUGACAGAUGAAACUAUUGCUAAUGUGCCUAUCCUAAUUCUUGGUAACAAGAUUGACAGACCUGAAGCCAUUAGUGAAGAGAGGUUACGAGAGAUGUUUGGCCUGUAUGGUCAGACAACAGGAAAGGGCAGUAUACCAUUGAAAGAACUGAACGCAAGGCCUCUAGAAGUGUUUAUGUGCAGCGUGCUAAAGAGACAAGGCUAUGGAGAAGGCUUCCGUUGGAUGGCACAGUACAUUGAUUAAUGCCAAAAUUGCAUCAGUACAUUCUGUCCCGUGUCUGAAUAUUAAGUCUGCUCCUUAUUUGAUCACUCAGUGUACGUAACUUGAAUUCAUUUGACUGUUUAGUUAUAAAAAUAUACAUUUUUAGCUAAUUAUAUCACGUAUGGUAAAUUGUGUGAGGAUUGAAAAAUUAUUUCAAGCAAGUUUAUAAGUUUAAGUACCACAACCUGUGAGCUUUCUAAUUCCAUGCAACAUUCUUCUGCAGCUUUUAAUUUAACAAGUCUCCGGUACCAUUUUUGGUCAGAGCAACUUUCCAGUACAGUAUGUUUGAAUGCACUUUUUAACAGCUACAAACAUGUGAAAAAUAUUUAAUGCUUAUGUUAAAUUUUUUUAUGUACUUUUUUGAAACUGGUUUUAUAACUUUAGAGUAUAUAACCAUCUUUCAAGGAAUAAUAAAUAAUUAGUUGAUGGAUAAUUGCAUGAUGCCUUACGGUUUUCAAUAAUAUACUUUCUUAUGCAACGUCAUGCAAUAAAUUUAAAUCCAGUUUUUGGCAACUUUAAUGGAAGAUGUUUCAUUUUAAUGUGUCUUAAUUAGUGAGGCUGCCUGAUGAUCUGAAUAUGUGGGAUAUUCUCCUGAAACACAGAAGGCCACAAAGAAGUUUCAUUGUAUGUUAAAGUGUUUUUUUCAGACUACCAAACUGCAUUUAUUUUAGGAUUUUGCAGUAGUGAAAGAAAAAUCUAGUCCAAUGCCCUUAUAACCACCACCUUUAAAAAGUACAAAUAAUGUAAAUCAGCUGUGCCAUUGUGGGUCUUGAACAAAAGUGGUCUUGCUCUACUGGUCUCUCGAAUUAAACCCCUGAAGUGACACUAGAAAUACAGGGGGUUUUUUCUGAAGAAAUCAAUAACACCACCGCACUAAAUAUUCUAUUCCUAAUUUAAUUAGAUUUGGGGUCUGCCAGAAGAUUUGCCUGUGCAACUGCCAGGGGAAAAAAAACAGUUGCCAUCGCUGCUUGUGAAACUUUAUCAGCCCACACCCAGUCAGCCAAUUUUAUUUUUGGUGGUUUGAACUGGGACAAGAGGGAUUGUUUUCUGUGUUUUUUGCCCUGAAACCUAGCCAGCGUGGCAGCUGCUGGCUGCCCAGGCGGCUUAUUUGUGGGGUAAAACUUGGUUAUCUGCAGUCCUUUUUCCCAGACUUCUGUUUUUCCCCAUCUUUGGGCACAUUAGUUCCCUGAGGAGAAAGCAGGUUAUUUUUGAUGGGAUGUUGAAGCACGUGUGUCUUGUCAGUGUCUUGUUGAUGCUGGCUGAGACUGCCACAGAGCUGUGGUUGGUGUUUCCAUGUGCUGAGUGUGUUUUACUCUAAUCUGUCAAACGCAGGUAGGGUUUCAGCCCAGGAGUCACCAUUUCACCCUGAUAAGUUUGAGUUUUGCUGCGUAGUUUGUUUCCCCCUUGUAAGAGUACGAACUGCUGCAAGUGCUUUGCUGAAUCCCUUUUACUCACCAUUGAGGGUCUUCAAAAUACUUUAGGCCUUAUGUUUCCAGUAUCCAUGGCAGCAAAUGUAUUUCUGACUGGUUUGAUUUCAGAAGUAAUGUUGUCUCUUGACCUGCUGGGCUUGAAUCUCAGAUUUAAAGCCUAUAGCAUCAUAGCAAAUAAAUGAGACUUAUUCCUUGCCCAGAUCUGAACUUGUAUGAUCGAGUAUUGAUGAUCAGUUCCCCACAGUCCUAGAUUGUUCGUCUGAGUAAGAUGAAUAAUUCAGAACCUAACUAAUGUAAAUGGUAACUGAGUUUAUUACUGCACGAUUAUAUGCAAAGUUUUAAGCCUAGUUUGUGCGUGGUGAAGUUCAGAGUGACAGUAUCAGAUAGCUUUUCCAAAUGUCCAACAUAAGAGAAUUCUGCAUUUAAACUAGCGCUCAGCUGUCGAGUCCAGUCUCUGUUGCAUAAAUCAAGCCAGAGGUAAGAAACAGCCUCUCACCAGCGUGUGGACAAUAUGUGAGUCUUUACUACCUACAGCUGUUAUGUAGGGGACAUGCCUGGGGUUUUUUGACUCUAGACUUUUCUGACGAUGGUUAUAAUGCAGAGAACAACAGCGAAACCAGACGGUGUAAAUAUUAAAAAUACUACUGCCGUCACACUGUGAUGUUGAUGUGGGAGACUUGGGACUGUGGUGUCUGUGCUUAUGGAAAUGAAGCUGGAGCUGGAGGUGUUCUGCUGCAGACCGCUUCCACGGGCUGAGCCAUGGUGUGGGCACAAAGAGGUCCCCUUCACCUGCUCUUCCAACCAACUGUGAAUAACAUUAGCAGUAAGGAAAGGGACGAUAGUAUUAAGAAUUAAAAAAGAAGGGAGGUGGUACUGCUUUAGACGUGUGUGUUAAGAGUAAUUCUUAGAAUUAUGGAAAUACUCAGAUUUCAUGUUUCCUACUGUAGGUGGCUAGUUUAAAUGUGGUUGUAAUAAGGGCAUGAAGAAAUCUGGACCUUGCAUUUUAUCCACCUGGGUACUAUAAUGGUUCCCAUUGUGGGAAUAGCUGAUAAACACUCGGUUAAAUACACAAAUAAUCUUGCUCUGUUUCGUUUCAUUCACUAGAAGAAGUAUCUUUCUUCUGUAGUUUACGUUCUGUUGUGCACAUGAAUGUGAAUGGGUGUUGUGCGUCUUUGUGUGAAGACUUCAUUAAUAGACAAAUAUACUGAUGAUUGUUUUUUCUGGUGGUUUUCAUCCCCACCCCCCUCCACAUCCCCCUGGUCAUUUAUUUCCGGAGGUUGCUUACUCCUGUGGUUGUGACCAGUCUUAAAGAAAGCCACAUUCACGUUUGGGUCCGACUUCUAUGGUUGGGUUUUAUUUUUGCACUCUUGACUAUGCAGAUUUCAAUUAAACAUCACUUUAAAGAAUGUGAAAAAGAAAACUCAUUAAUAAAGAUGUUAUUUAUGAAGUGUCUCA
Molecule: messenger RNA, 3739 nt
Organism: Phalacrocorax carbo (great cormorant)
Lineage: Eukaryota; Metazoa; Chordata; Aves; Suliformes; Phalacrocoracidae
Source: RefSeq, a predicted model, not a curated record